AUGACCAAGCGCACUAAGAAGGUCGGUAUCACGGGUAAAUAUGGUACCAGAUACGGUGCCUCCCUGCGUAAGCAGGUGAAGAAGAUGGAAGUUACCCAGCACGCCCGCUACGUCUGCACCUUCUGCGGAAAGAACACCGUCAAGCGCCAGGCUGUUGGUAUCUGGGAGUGCAAGGGUUGCAAGAAGACCGUUGCCGGUGGUGCCUACACUGUCUCGACACCCGCCGCCGCUGCCACCCGCUCCACCAUCCGUCGUCUCAGAGAAAUCGCGGAGGUUUAA
This is a messenger RNA of Aspergillus clavatus NRRL 1, 279 nucleotides long. RefSeq names its product 60S ribosomal protein eL43. Gene Ontology annotation, cellular component: ribosome. Gene Ontology annotation, biological process: translation. Gene Ontology annotation, molecular function: structural constituent of ribosome. The record is from RefSeq and is a predicted model, not a curated record. Lineage: Eukaryota; Fungi; Ascomycota; Eurotiomycetes; Eurotiales; Aspergillaceae. The coding region runs from base 1 to 279 and encodes 92 amino acids. The transcript is spliced from 4 exons.